AUGGCGAAUAGCAGGCCAGAUGCCAACGGAUCGCAGUUUUUCUUCACAUAUGCAAAACAACCGAGUUUAGACGGUGUCUACCCGAUUUUCGGCAGGAUAAUUGAUGGCUUUGACACGCUAGAUGCUUUGGAGAAAGUUCCCGUAGACGACAAAUACAGGCCGACGCGAGAGGUGUUGAUUAAAAAGGUCAAAAUACAUGCUAAUCCUAUAGCUGAUGCCCAACGGUAG
Messenger RNA from Sphaeroforma arctica JP610, 228 nucleotides. RefSeq lists its product as hypothetical. The transcript has 2 exons. Gene Ontology annotation, biological process: protein peptidyl-prolyl isomerization. The record is from RefSeq and is a predicted model, not a curated record. Gene Ontology annotation, cellular component: catalytic step 2 spliceosome. Gene Ontology annotation, molecular function: peptidyl-prolyl cis-trans isomerase activity. NCBI's taxonomy places the organism in Eukaryota, Ichthyosporea, Ichthyophonida. Bases 1 to 228 code for a protein of 75 amino acids.